Messenger RNA from Galeopterus variegatus (Sunda flying lemur), 1710 nucleotides. Its product is annotated as ras-related protein Rap-2c-like. Bases 18 to 620 code for a protein of 200 amino acids. The record is from RefSeq and is a predicted model, not a curated record. Gene Ontology annotation, molecular function: GDP binding; GTP binding; GTPase activity. The transcript has a single exon. Lineage: Eukaryota; Metazoa; Chordata; Mammalia; Dermoptera; Cynocephalidae. Gene Ontology annotation, biological process: negative regulation of cell migration; Rap protein signal transduction. Gene Ontology annotation, cellular component: plasma membrane.
UCCCCGCUGCUCCGGCCAUGGCGGGCCUGGUGGUGCGACCCGCCAAGGGCUACCGGGUGGUGCUGCUCGGGAGCGUGGCCGUGGGCAAGACGGCGCUGGCCACGCAGUUCGCGUGCGGCCGCUUCCCCGAGCAGUGCGAGCCGUCGGUGGAGGAGCUCUUCAGCAAGGUGAUCGAGGUGAACGCGGCACCCGCGUUGCUGGAGAUCGUGGACACGGUGGGCGCCGAGCACCUGGUCACCCUCAAGGACCUCUACAUCAAGAACAGCGACGGCUUCGUUGUGCUCUACAGCGUGUGCAGCGAGGCCUCGUUCGAGGCGGUGCGGCCGCUGCGCGAGCGCAUGGGCCGGCUGCGAGGCCCCAAGGCGGUGCCGCUGGUGCUGGUGGGCACCAAGGCCGACCUGGACGCCCAGCGCCAGGUGCUGACGGCGCGGGGCCGCGCGCUGGCACGCGAGUGGCGGUGCCCGUUCCUGGAGGUCACAGCCAAGAGCAAACUGAUGGUGGACCAGGUGUUCACGCAGGUGGUGCGCGAGAUGGAGGCCCUGGCCCCGCCGCAGGCCGAGGUGGCGGACGCCCCCCCCAGUGCCCAGGAUACGUGGCCAUCGGAAAGAUUCAUUGGCUGACGUGCACGGGUGACUUUUUAACCUGCUCUCCGCUUUCGCUGACUUCCGGAGCUCAGGAUUGCUACCCAGUGCCUUUUUAAAGAAAGUUACCGAGCCGAAAACAAGUGUUUACUUCUAUAUGUCAACUCUGAUCGGUGCUUCAAGCUGUCUGCAGAUCUUUCUUCACUAUUUGGUGAAAACUCUGUUUAUCUCCGACAGUGCUGUAAGAAGAAACUAUAAUAGCAUUCUUUUUUUCCGUGUAUGGAGAGAGCGCCGCGCAGUUCUUCAGGCGGAAUCUGCUAAUGGACGUUGUAUGCACGUGUGUAUGUGACAAUCAACACCUGAGUGUCAUUCGAUAUUUGAAUUGACUGAGGAGCACGAAUUAAAGAGUUUAAGCUUUGAUUCCAUGAGGUUUCCAUGCGUUUCCCUCUCCUUCACUGCACUGAAUUGCAGCAGUAAUAUUUUCCUCUCUGUGUAUUUCUAAAUAUAGGUAUGACAUACAUAGCACUGGUUUGAAAAGGGAUAUUGUGUACCCCGGGAGAACAACUGUGUGCUCGCAAAGAUAGCUCAGCUCUGUCUUUUUGUAACUGACAUCUAGUCCAUUUCUGCAUCUGUAAAUUGAGUGAAAAUAAAAUUACUUUAGAAGUCGGUCAUUUUUAAUAUUUGUCUUUCUAACGUUUAAAUCUAUAAUUUCUAAAGUUUUCCUACACUGUCUCUGCCUGUCAGUUAUUUUCCAGGAAACAAGUUAGCACAUAGAGAAGACGGCAGCACAUCUGGUGUGUUCUGCAAAAGUGCCUCAGCAGCCAGUGUUACUUACCGGCCAGGUUACGCUACCUUGUCUGAAUACCUGCAGAGUUUAUGGUGACACAAAUACUGAAAUAGAAGCAAAACAAGAAAGAAUCAUUUUGUACGGUUUUCACAUAACAGAUUUUUCUUGCACUGGCUUAAAAAUAUUGUUUUAUAAUUUUAAAAAAACUUAUCUUUGGUAUGAGUUGUGUUUAUUUCCACAAGUUAGUUUUACCUCGCCUGCUAUGACAUAUUUUCCAGAUUUAGGUACCCAAUCUAACCAUUUGAACAUCUUUCUGAAAAAAAUAAACAAGAAAGCUCAAAA